GUUUGGACAGGGGACACUUUGGCCCUGCGGCGGGGAAGGCCUUGAGCCCGCUGAGGGCGCGGGUGCCACAUGAGGGUGAGAAGCCGAGAUCCGGGGUGACUGACGCGGGCUCGGGAGGUUUGGCGCCGAGAGCCCCAUUCUGACUCGCAGGCAGUGAGGUCGAGGCACCUGCAGAGACACAGCGUUGGUUCGUCGCCCAUCCAACUACUUUGAGCACAUCCUGUGCGCCAGGCACCGUUCUCGAAGCUGGGAAUAUCGAUGACCGAGAUAGGCAAGAGAUGGGUAUUCUGUGAUUGCCCAGGGAUGACAUGCAGUUCCCAGACACCAGCCAAGGACCAACCUUGCAAGCAGGCCUUUCUAAGGGGAGCAGGCUCAGGCCUGCUUUGUGAACUCUUGUCUGCACAUAUACAUUAUGUGGAUUAUCUUUCCAUGGCUUUUUAAAAGCAACCUUUUUGAGGAUUAUCUCUGACUCACUGCACUGGUGUUUGUUAAAAUGUCACAAAUGGGCAUGCAUUUCUGAUUGAAGCUGUUUGUUCUGGAAGCAUUGCUGAUUUUUAUGGAAGAUUUGAAACAGGACACUAAGACUUAGUAUCUGCAGAAGCCUUUUACCCAUCUCACUUGGGCUAUGGGGACAACAUGUCUUCACCGAGGAACUUUAGAGCAGAUGCUGUGAAGGAUUACAAGAGAGAUGACUCUGUUACAGAAGACCUGGAUUUCAGGGAGACUUUGCCUUCAUCAAGUCAGAAAAAGAAAUCAAAGGUUUUGGGAAAUGAAGCUAACUCAAAGAAGGUAAAAAAACUCUCUCUUCAGAAAAUCCCACAUGAUAACUAUGAGUAUUCUUCUGAAGAGGCUUCAGAAAGUGAGAGUGAUCACAGUGUGUGGACUCCUCAUGGCUCCCUAGGAAGAGACAGGUGGAGCAGUGAGUAUGGUGGUUCUGCAGGACCAUCUCAGACUGUCUCCCCUCUGCUUUCUGAUAUACACAAAAUUGUUACUGAAGGGGAGCUUAAUCAGUUGGCUCAGAUUCGACCAUUAAUAUUCAAUUUUCAUGAGCAAUCAGCCAUCAAGGAUUGUUUGAAAAUGCUUGAGAAAAAAGUAGCAGAAUAUGAUAUCAUCCAGGAGUUUAUGGAUUUAGAAUUUAAGAAUCUGCCUGGUGAGUUCAUCUUUGGGAAUCAACCAAGCAACAGAGAGAAAAACCGAUACCGAGAUAUUCUUCCAUGGAGAGUAUGUAUAAUUACAUUGAAGAAUACUUCUAAAAUUAAGCUCACAGUUUUGCUGGCUGGAAGGUUCAAGAUUGGGCAUCUGGUGAGGGACUGGGGCUGUUUUCACUCAUGGCAAGACAAAGAUGAUUCAACACGCGUUCCUCUUGGAAAAGGCAAGGACUACAUCAAUGCUAGCUAUAUUAGAAUAGUCAAUUAUGAAGAAGAGUAUUUUUAUAUUGCUUCCCAAGGACCACUGCCAGGCACCGUAGAUGACUUUUGGCAAAUGGUUUUGGAAAAUAAUUCUAAUAUCAUUGCCAUGAUAACCAGAGAGAUAGAAAGUGGAAUUAUGAAAUGCUACCAUUACUGGCCUACUUCUCUGAAGAAGCCUUUGGAAUUGAAAUGCCUCCGUAUCUUCCUGGAGAACUACCAGAUACUUCAGUAUUUCACCGUUCGAAUGUUUCAGAUUGUGGAGAAGUCUACAGGAACUAGUCACUUUGUGAAACACUUGCAGUUCACCAAGUGGCCAGACCAUGGCACUCCUGCCUCAGCAGAUGGUUUCAUAAAAUACGCUCGUUACGUGAGGAAGAGCCACCUUACAGGACCCAUGGUUGUUCACUGCAGUGCUGGCGUAGGCCGGACAGGGGUGUUCAUAUGUGUGGAUGUCGUGUUCUGUGCCAUCGAAAAGAACUACUCAUUUGACAUUAUGAAUAUAGCAACCCAAAUGAGAGAGCAGCGUCCUGGCAUGAUUCAAACACAGGAGCAGUAUCACUUUUGUUAUGAAAUCGUGCUUAAAGUUCUUCAGAAACUUCUGACUUUGGACUAAGAAAGCCUUCUGCUGCUUCUCACUUGAAAUUACCCCGUGGCUUUGAGCCUCUUCAUAAAGAAUGGGUUGGAGCUGUGCUGAAGGGCUUUGUUAUGCAUACAGUCUGCUUUCUUGGCGUAAAAACUCCCUGGAGGCAGCAUCAUUUGGUUUGGGGUGAGCAAUGUUUACUCAUUCAUCUUAUUAGACAAUAUCAAAAUACCCUCCCAUGUUUUCCAGUGAAGCAAAAGCUACAUAAAGCAACUGCAGUUUUGCUGUUUGGUUGAAGGGAUUACAGAGCCCAAUAAAGGACUGAAACUAUGUUCAUUAAGAUUUUAUUUGGAAAGGCAAAGAGUCCAGUUAGAAUGUAUUAACUUUCAACACAAACUGGCGUCGGUUUUCCGGUUUUCCUCUCCCUCACACUCCUGCGGGGCGGAGACCUCGGAGGACCUGCCUUCCUUCCUAGAGCAGCAAGGCUAGGAAGAGCCGGUCUGGGAGGCAUCGCAGGGGUGGGCAGGGCUCCUCCUCUGCAUCACAUGAGCACACUGGCAACAGCCCAAAACUAAAAUAGAUGUUGAUAUAGAAAGUCCGAGAGGAAAUUUUUGCCUAGCCUGAGUUUUUCCUAACCCACCCUAACACUUAACAUAUUACUCAGUUUGCUUUGUUAAAAGCAAAUAUUACACUUUACUUGCCUCUUACUCUUUGCCUUUUAGCUAACCAAUAAACUUUGAUAUAAACAUUA
Molecule: messenger RNA, 2740 nt
Organism: Microcebus murinus (gray mouse lemur)
Lineage: Eukaryota; Metazoa; Chordata; Mammalia; Primates; Cheirogaleidae
Source: RefSeq, a predicted model, not a curated record